Molecule: messenger RNA, 2406 nt
Organism: Leguminivora glycinivorella
Lineage: Eukaryota; Metazoa; Arthropoda; Insecta; Lepidoptera; Tortricidae
Exons: 2
Coding region: 1-2406 (801 amino acids)
Source: RefSeq, a predicted model, not a curated record
AUGAGGGUGCCCUGGUCAGGGCUGCUGGAGAGCGCAGUGGUGAAGGGAAAACGUUCCGAACCCAGUGCGCUCUCACAACGGAAAAGACGCCAGCACCGACCCGCCCUAAUAAAGAUUGGACUGGAGGUUCCAAUUGUUAACUCUUUGCCAAAACCUCGCUGGAAUAUGACCAAAGCUAACUGGGAAGCAUACAAACACCAAGUGGAUGCAAACGUAAGAUGGCUGAAACCAGAAGCAGCGAAUUACAACCGAUUCUGUGGCAUAGUCAUAGGUGCGGCUAAAAGGUGCAUACCUAGAGGCUUCCGAAAAGAGUAUAUCCCUGGUUGGUCUUCGGAGAUUGAAGCGAAGUAUCAGAAGUACCUCAAGAAUAACGAUGCCACCACUGCUAAUGAUCUCCUGGCUGCCCUGGGCGAGGCCCGUCGAGAGAAGUGGAUGAACAGCGUCGAAGGCAUGAGCUUUACACACUCGAGCAGGAAAAGCUGGGCUCUACUGCGAAAACUAGGUGGCGGAGCAGGAGCACCAACGAACACUAGCACUGCUGCUGUACAUCCUGAUAACAUCGCGACACGCCUCAAAAACAUUACAAAAAGCGCGCACGUCGACAAAGCCUUUGCUAAAACCAUCAGACACGAAAACAAAGCAUUACUUGAUUCCAGAAAUAGAUGCGAAACUUUCGAUUCACCUUUCAGCACCGACGAAGUGAGUCAGUCUUUAAAAUAUGUUAAGUGCGGGAAGGCGGCUGGACUAGAUGACAUGUAUCCGGAGUUCCUAACCCAUCUGGGUAAGCGUGCAGUACGAUGGUUAACAGACUUUUUCAACAACAUAUUUGAAACAGCCACGCUACCCACCAUGUUUAUGAAGUCCAAAGUCAUCGCCAUACUUAAGCCCGGAAAGACCCCCGAUGAUCCGGCCAAUUUCAGGCCUAUAUCAUUGCUUAGCGUUACCUUUAAGUUACUGGAGCGCAUACUGUACAACAGAAUUAAAGAUGAAGUGGACAAGCAUAUUCCCGCUGAGCAGGCAGGCUUCCGUGCCGGUAGAAGCUGCUGCGACCAGGUUCUAGCGCUAAGCAGCCACAUUGAAGCGGGGUUUCAACGGGGUCAGAAAACGUUAGCGGCUUUCGUGGAUUUAAGUGCUGCAUAUGACACAGUCUGGGUCAGCGGACUGAUCCAUAAGAUGGGCAAGAUAAUUCCGUCUGCAAAGAUCCUUCGCCUUUUAGGGAACAUGAUGGGGCCACGAAAGAUUACUGUGUUACUAGGUGAUAAAGCUAGUAAAUACAAGUUACUGAAGAACGGACUCCCUCAAGGCUCUGUCCUGGCUCCUCUCUUAUUUAACGUUUACACCAGCGACAUGCCUCCCACUCAGAGUCGGAAAUUCUUGUACGCCGAUGAUAUUGCGCUCACGACUCAGACUAAGAGUUUCGAGGCUGGCGAAGCUGUGCUCACGCAGGAUCUAAACACCCUACAGCAGUAUUAUUCCAAAUGGAGACUCUACCCGAAUCCUUCAAAAUCAGAGGUUGCCGCUUUUCAUCUGACUAACUGCCUGGCGGAUAGGCAGGUGGAUGUUACCUUCUGCGGCCAAAAAAUUCGCCACAAUUCUAACCCAAAAUAUCUGGGGGUCACGUUGGAUCGGUCACUCACAUACAGGGCACACAUGGAGACCCUAUCCCAAAAGGUUAAAACAAGGGUAAACCUUAUAAGUAAGCUGGCCGGAACUUCAUGGGGUGCUCGGGCUGACGUGCUGCGAACUUCAUCUAUGGCCCUUGUAUAUUCUCCGGCGGAAUACUGCGCACCUGUGUGGUAUAAAAGCGCGCACACCGGCAAGGUGGAUGUUCAGCUGAAUCGAGUGAUGCGAACAAUAUCCGGCAGCCUCUUACCUACGCCCUCCAGAUGGCUUCCCGUGUUAUCACACAUUGCUCCUCCGGACAUCAGGAGAACUCAGGCUGCUGCGCGGAAAUGGCAUAAAGCAUCUACGUAUGCCCUACCAAUUAGAGAGACGCUGAACCACCUUCCUCAAGCGCGCCUGCCAUCUCGCAAACCUAUUUGGUCUGACCACCAGCUUCAAGGCCAAGAGCCGUUUAAUGUAUCUGCAGAGUGGAGAAAGCAGUGGCAGGCACAUGACGGUGACCCGAAUAUAGACCCCACUAACCUGCCGGCCGGGUUCAGAGACCAACGCAAGAUUUGGGUCACUAUAAACCGCAUCCGAACGGGAGUAGGCCGCUCCAAUGAAAACCUUUACAGGUGGGGAAUUUCGCCGUCGCCGGCCUGUGACUGUGGGGAGCCAAUCCAAACCAUCGCUCACAUAACUGAAGAAUGUCCUGAAAGGAGGUUCCCCGGAAAUAUGCAGGACCUCCUGGCAAUCACACCGGAAGCAAGGGAUUGGCUAUUAAAAUUGGAUGUUAAAUUGUAA